AUGGCUACCCCUACAAAUGCAGUCAUUGACCCAAAUGACAACUUAUGCUUUUUGCUAAAGACAAACAAGACUGUUUUUGCUCUAUAGUUCCUCCAGGCUUCUUUCGAGCAGUUUGGGCCUACAGCAUCACCUUCCACUGGCACCCAAAGGUCAAGGAGGAGCUUCAAGCUGUGACUAGACUUCCGAUGGAUUCAUCAGAGGAUAACCCAACCUGGACCCUAGAGUCUCUUAAAACAUCCAUCGAGGAUGCUUCCCAGGCAAUGCAGGUUGCCACUCAACUCUCUGAAAUGUUAGCAACGAACCUUGGUAACUUGACUCUCAACCCUAGUAUCAAGUUGCCGUAUCUACCAGAAUACCCAUCUCAACCAACCGGGCAGUUACUUAGUGAGAAAACACCAAAUAGGCGGAGAGGGGUAAGAACGGUGUUGAGUGAGCGGAGAUACAGGAUGAAAAUGCUGAUUGAAUCUCUUAGACUUCGCUAUGCCAAUGGAGUUCCUCGUUCUGACUCUCAAAGAGAACUACAGCAGCAAAAGGACACUGAGAUUCGAUCAAGAAGGGGAAGAUUCCAGUGUACCUGUAGUUAUUGCCAGUUUAAGAGAAAUCCUUCUGAUGAUAAUUAUGAGAAUUAUUACAACACAACAUACAGUAAUUAUGCCAUGGAAUCAAAUGAGUCAUAAACCUUAUUCUUGUACUGUUUUCUUGCUGGUAACUUUAGGAUCAUUAUGAAGCAGCUUGGGAAAAAUUGUACCAAUAUUUUGAUAAUGUAUAUUGUAAGUUUGUAUUUUUUACUUGCAUCUCUUUUCUACCUUGAUACAGUUAACUUAUGAGGAAUCUAUAUGUAGCUUGGAUUUGAGAUGAUUUGAAUAUACACUAGUUCCACUUUAAUCUGACACCAAGAAGUACUACUAAGUCUCAGGUAUUGCCUGUUUCUUAAACCUGAAGUUCACUAUAAGAUGAAACUCAAUAUCAAGAAUUUGAAACAAAUUAACUUGGGAAGGAAUGUAAAGAUAACAUUGGCUGGCUUGGCCAGAGCCUUAUUAGUGUGUUAAAUAGUAAUAAAAAUGUCUGAUGUGCUGUUUCAGUUUUCAGUAGCGAAUAGAUGUGUUUAUAGAAGAUCUUAAUAAAACUUCAGACUUAUUUGAGUAACUUUAAGAUAAAUCCGUGUUCUUAUCUUAGACUUGUUUUUGCUAGCUAUGUAUUAAAUAAAUAAUACUUACCUCCAUCACAUUCUCAGGAUGUAAAUAUAUCUGGGAUUCUAAUUUUUUUUCUUUUUUUGGCAUUCUAAUAUUUUGUGAUACUGUCCUGUUGGGAAGAAAGUUUACACAUUUGAGUUAAGGU
This is a messenger RNA of Cervus elaphus (red deer), 1338 nucleotides long. RefSeq names its product developmental pluripotency-associated protein 3. Gene Ontology annotation, cellular component: nucleus. The transcript is spliced from 5 exons. The record is from RefSeq and is a predicted model, not a curated record. NCBI's taxonomy places the organism in Eukaryota, Metazoa, Chordata, Mammalia, Artiodactyla, Cervidae. Bases 45 to 677 code for a protein of 210 amino acids. Gene Ontology annotation, biological process: epigenetic programing of female pronucleus.